CGACACAGUUCCUCCUCGCGUCCUCAGGUCGUCGACCGCCAUAUUGUAUGUUUGGGGAAAGAGGCUGCGCGGGAAAGCAAGUGUUCGGUGGUAAAAUUAUCAGAACAUAGUGCCCGUGAAAGAUUAGUGGUUCACGAUGAGUGACAUAAUGGAUCCCAGCAAGCUGAAGGUGGCGGAGCUGCGAGCGGAGCUGCAGGCCCGAGGGCUGGACAGUAAAGGAAAUAAACCGGUGCUGGUGGAUCGUCUCCGGGCGGCGCUGGAGGAGGAGGCAGCAUGUGAGGAAGGAGAUGAUGUGGGUGGUGGAGAGGAAGAAGAGGAGGCAGUGGGAGAGGAAGAGAUUCAGGAAGAAGUUACAGAAACACAAGUAGAAACAGAGGAAGAGCGUGAUGUACCUGUUGCUGCCAAGGAACCAGAACCGCCACAACAGGAACCUGAGGUGGCUAAGAAGUCGUCUGAGUCUCCUGUUAAGAAAACAGUAUCGCCUCAAAAAGAGCCAGGGUCUUCACCUAAGAAACCAGAACCAGAACCUUCAAGAAAUGCACCACAGCCAGAACCAGAGGUCAAGACUGAACCUGAAGACUCCGCCAAGCUUGGCUAUGAAGAUGCUCCGAUGGAAGAAUUGGCUGAUAAGAGUGAUGCUGGCAAUGGAAUGGAUGUGAAUGUCAAGGAGGAAGAAUUGGAAAUCAAGGAAGAAGCUGUGGAAGUGAAGCAGGAGGUCUCAGAGACUGAGGAGUCAGGAAGCACAAGUAGACGGGGAGAGAAAAGAGCCUUGUCCCGCUCCCGUUCCCCAGAGCCUGCACCAGACGCUAAGAAACAGCGGCCAGAGGUGGAGGAAGUGAGGGUUGAAGAUGAACCGGAGUUUGACAAAACUAUAGUUGCCCUUGAUUGGUACAACUCUGAUCUCAGUUUAGUCAUAAGUAAGGAGGACUACUUGAGUGCUCAGCCACUUACUAUGCAGGGCUUUGGUUAUGUUUGGCAUGGGGUGCGAGCAACUUACGGAUUCACCCGUGGUCGUGUCUUCUUUGAGGCUAAGGUGGAAGAUUACAUGCCGGUACCUCAACUGGAGGAGGAAGAACAGCAUCCUCAUGUGCUGCGUGUAGGUUGGUCUGUUGAUGACGCAGGCCUUACUCUUGGAGAAGACCCCUUCAGUUAUGGUUAUGGAGGCACUGGCAAGGCAUCUACCAACCUAAAAUUCAAGAGCUACGGCAGGACAUUUGGAAAAGGGGAUGUCUUGGGUUGCUUCUUGGACCUGGAAUCAGAACCUGUGGUGAUGAGCUUCACUGUCAAUGGGCAGCAUCAAGUUUGCCCACACCUGGUAAAUUUUGGAGCUGAACCAGCAUGGAUGGAACCCCUCAGUGGUUACACCUUUACUGGCAAGGUUCCUUUGGAGGACCGGGUGCUUGGUACUCAGGCACCAGAGAAGAGAGAAGAUGCUGAAGUGAUCAUGAUGGUGGGGUUGCCUGCUGCAGGUAAAACAACAUGGGUAGAAAAAUAUUGCCGUGAGAAUUUGUGCAAGAAGUACAAUGUGUUGGGUACAAAUUCACUUAUUGACAAGAUGAAGGUCAAUGGUUUGCCACGUCGCCGAAACUAUGCUGGUCGCUGGGAUGCACUGAUUGACCGCUGCACCAAGUGCCUCAAUAAGUUGUUGGAACUUGCCUACAAGCGCAGGCGCAACUUCAUUGUUGAUCAGACGAAUGUUUACCCAACGGCUCAGAGGCGUAAAAUGAAGGGUUUUGCCGGCUUCAAACGUCGUGCUGUUGUUAUUUGUCCCACUGAUGAGGAUCUCAAGAAACGAACUGAGAAGCGAGAGAAGGAGGAAGGCAAGGAUGUCCCGGACAAGGCGGUGCUAGAGAUGAAAGCCAACUACAAGCUGCCUGAGGAAGGAGAGCUGUUUGAUUCGGUGGAGUUCAUAGAGCUGCAGCAAGAGGAGAGUCUCAAGCUGGUGGAACAGUACAACAAGGAAGGUGAAGAUGCAGGCUUUGGUCAGAAGAAAGGCUUCCGUGGGGGCUUCGCUGAUCGCCGUGGAGGCUUCAUGGAUCGCCGGGGAGGCUUUGGUAACCGAGGGAAUAGUUUCCGGGGUGGAUGGGACCGUGACCGCCGUGGAGGCUACACUGACCGACGGGAUAGAGGUGGUUGGAUGCGUGACCGUGAUUAUGGACGUGGAAGCUACAACAGAGAAGGAGGUCGUGGUACCUAUAACAGGGACUACAAUCGUGGUGGAUACAACAGAGAAGUGACCAGAGGAGGAUAUAAUAGAGACAGGGGCAACCGGGCAGGCUACCAGAACAGUUGGAAUCGCCCUCAGAAUAAUCAAGGAAAUCAGAACUAUAACAGUUACGGCAACUAUAACCAAGGAUGGGGUAACCAGAAUUAUGGUGGCUAUGGCCAGGGCUACAGCAGCAAUUGGAACCAGCAGUAUUACCAACAGCAGCAGCAGACUCCACAGCAACAACAGCAGCAGCAACAGUAUUGGGGAUCUGGCUAUGGGUAUGGCAGUCAAGGAUAUGGAUCAGGGCAGCAGUAUGGUGCCUCAUCAACCAGUCAGAACAGUUCUGCCAAUAACAGCUGGGGCCAGGGCCAGGGUGGCUGGAGUGGAUCUGGACAGCAGCAGUGGGGUGGCAGCUACAGUAAGCAAUCAUGGGGUGGGUCUGGAUACAGUUCCAGCAGUGGGCAGAGGAGGUAGAUUAUGUUGCUACCUGUGAGCCAUUUUCUACAAUAUGUGAAAUGUAUGUGUAUUCUUUUCACAUACAUUGAUCACAUAAAAACAUGUACAAGAAGUCCUCUGUCUACACUGUCUCUUUUGUUAGUUAUAUUUUCUGUGAAUUGUUUACAACUAUCUCAGAUUUAUCUGGGUACUUCAAUUUAAGAUUAAUUGAAUUGAAAUGUUUACAAGAGCAUUUGUAGAACUAAAUAAGUUGUGUGCAGUAAGAGGGCUUCAAAUUCUUUGUGGACAGAAGCAGGAGGGUCAACAUCAUCCACCUGCUUUAACUGUUGUACUAGUUAUAUACUUUUAUACAUUAAUCAUAUACAGUAAUUGCUAUUUUGAUUUUUAUUAUACAUAUUGACUUAAAUUAACAUGACAAUUUUGUUUUUAUUGAAUAUUGUGACACUAAGCUUUUAACCCAUUCACUGUUGCACAAUAAAAGUCAUGAUGAGA
Portunus trituberculatus (swimming crab) is the source of this 3157-nucleotide messenger RNA. Its product is annotated as heterogeneous nuclear ribonucleoprotein U-like protein 1. Lineage: Eukaryota; Metazoa; Arthropoda; Malacostraca; Decapoda; Portunidae. The transcript is spliced from 13 exons. Gene Ontology annotation, molecular function: protein binding. The record is from RefSeq and is a predicted model, not a curated record. Bases 137 to 2683 code for a protein of 848 amino acids.